Molecule: messenger RNA, 510 nt
Organism: Perkinsus marinus ATCC 50983
Lineage: Eukaryota; Perkinsozoa; Perkinsida; Perkinsidae
Exons: 1
Coding region: 1-510 (169 amino acids)
Source: RefSeq, a predicted model, not a curated record
AUGGCGCUAUACGGAAUCGAUCUUAGGCUCUUCCCGACGGUUUUCGAUGACGAUAAACUCUUCUCAUGGACCAACUCAAGUCUCCAACACGGUGUAAGGAUUCUUGCCCACCCCGAAAAUGAUCUUGCUCUCGAUCGUGCUAUAAGAAUGGUGUAUAAAGUGUUGCCGAAACCGAUAGACGCGAAACGCAAGGCUGAUGCGACGCAGUACUUUGUCGAUGCUCUUUGCCAACACUUGUUGAAGGAGGAGGAUCUGUUCAUGGACGAAACCCCGCCGGACAUCAGGUCGGAUAUCGAGAUUGACACUGCCGCGGAAGGGGAUUCAGAUGGGGUCGUUGAGGAUCCACCCGACAGUGAGGACGACUUCAUCAAAGGCAUAUGGUCCACUUCGGAAAAGCGAGGACUGGCCUCGAGUUUAAUACCAGAAACACCUCGUUCCAUUGUUGCUAGAGGCCGCAAGAAGCUAAGGAAGUUUUUCGAGAAUCUCGUCUCGCGGAGGCCUCGGCGCUGA